AUGUCCCCCAUUGCAGGCCCAUCCACACUGAAUGUGGGAAAUGCAAGUGGUACAGCGACUUUCCAGAUGCCGUCUGAGGUGGUGACUGGGGUGAAUGGCAAUGCUAGAAAUGCGUUGAUUACAGAAGCAGACCGCAAUCAAUCAGAUGGAGUGGAGUGGGGCAGUUCAAGGCCCCAUUCGUUUGAGCCUCAAAUGUUGUGGACACAGAGGCCAAGUGCAUUCGAAAUUAACCCUCCUCUCAAUUUGCAAAAUAAUUUAACACUGGAUCGAACCAGAUUGUCAAUUCCGAAUUUGUUUCAUCCAAAUCAGUUUGAGCUGAAUUCUUCUAAAGUGGAGUCAAGGCCAAAUCGAAUCACCUCCUUAACUUCCAUUUCAAACGAACCUCUUCAUCUGAACCGAAUUGUCCCAACUCCAUCUCCUACGGAGCACUCUUCAUUAGGGAAUAUACUUAUGAUUGAUGCAACGAAGUUGAUGGCGAACGUAACUGCAGGUUCCCACAUGUUUCCUUCCUUCACCUCCUCAAUACCUACCUUAUCAACGAACGUUCCUGAUACUCGAGAUUUGAAGGACAUAAUUUAUCCUCAUAAUGAAUGGUUGACAAUUGCUUUGGAAAAAUUUAAAAAGAUGCCCUCUGCGUCUACAGCCUUUGUUAAUCCUUUCCCGACAUCAAAUGCACAAAGUGGAAGCGAAGCGGAUGUUUCCGCCUCUUUUCUUCACGGAUUCCUCAGUGCAGCGACUGAGAGAUUUAGAUCAAACCAGAAAAGCACGAAUGAGACUGACUGA
Molecule: messenger RNA, 783 nt
Organism: Rodentolepis nana
Lineage: Eukaryota; Metazoa; Platyhelminthes; Cestoda; Cyclophyllidea; Hymenolepididae
Source: the annotation of a GenBank genome assembly